This is a messenger RNA of Glycine soja, 693 nucleotides long. RefSeq names its product 60S ribosomal protein L35a-3-like. Gene Ontology annotation, cellular component: cytosolic large ribosomal subunit; ribosome. The record is from RefSeq and is a predicted model, not a curated record. Gene Ontology annotation, biological process: ribosomal large subunit biogenesis; cytoplasmic translation. Gene Ontology annotation, molecular function: structural constituent of ribosome. The transcript has 5 exons. Lineage: Eukaryota; Viridiplantae; Streptophyta; Magnoliopsida; Fabales; Fabaceae. The coding region runs from base 125 to 463 and encodes 112 amino acids.
CAAAGCCCAACUGUGUAGUUCUUCCUUUCCCUAUAAAACCCCUAAAAACCCAUAUUCCGAUAGUUCUAGUCUAGGGUUACGCCGUCGUCGCUUUUUGUGUGUGUAUCAGGUGCAGCUACCAACGAUGGUGAAAGGUCGUCAAGGAGAGCGCGUCAGACUCUACGUGAGGGGUACAAUCCUUGGAUACAAAAGGUCCAAGUCCAACCAGUACCCAAACACAUCCCUGAUCCAAAUUGAGGGAGUGAACACCAAAGAAGAAGUAGGAUGGUAUGCUGGCAAGAAAAUGGCCUAUAUCUACAAGGCUAAGGUGAAAAAGGAUGGAAGCCAUUACCGCUGCAUAUGGGGCAAGGUUACGAGGCCUCACGGCAACAGUGGUGUUGUCCGUGCAAAAUUCAAGUCAAACCUUCCACCCAGAUCGAUGGGAGCUCGAGUAAGAGUAUUCAUGUAUCCAAGUAAUAUAUGAGAUUCAGGUGAUAAGACGCUCAGAAUUCGCAGCUUAAUAGUAGGCACAAGGAUUUUUGUUUCAGCUUUGAUAAUUUUGUUGUCUGUCAACUUUUUGAGAAUUUUCCUUACGGUUUAGACGUUCAUUUGAACGAAUGUUUUUCUCCGUUAUUAUAGCUAUUGUCUAUGAAGAUUAUAUAUUCAUUACUAUGAAGCGUGUGGAUUUGGUUACCUUGAAUGUUCGCAUUUCUA